GUUUUGCCGAAAUUAUUGCAAAUAAAGGUGUAGUGUCCAUUGAAACAAUAAAUUUGGCUUGAUUUUGAGCCUACAGUGAAAAGUUGUGGUUUUAAUGUUAAUAAGGUUUAGAUUGUGUUAAUUUUCCCGAUCAGCUGUCCUUCCGUUGUGUUUGCCACCGUGCGCGCAACCUGUGCAACCGAUCUUUGUAGCAAAUGGGUAUGAAAAAAAUACCCAAAUUACGUUAAAUCAGUCGGUAAUUUUGUGAUAAUCGCGUCCGAACGUUUCCCCCUUCAUUUUUCAUGUUAUCAUAACGCCAAAUCGAGUCUUUUACGUUUUAAGAGCGCCACCCGGCUUUUCCUCGUGUUUUCAUCAGCCCUCCAUUGUCAAAUCUAUCAAAAUGGCGGAUACAGGUUACAAGAAUCGCAUCCAGAAUUUCAAGAACAAGGGAAAAGACCAAGAUGAAAUGCGAAGACGGCGCAACGAGGUCACCGUGGAAUUGCGCAAGAACAAGCGCGAGGAGACCCUCCAGAAGCGCCGCAAUGUCCCCGUGGUGGACUCCACCGACGAGGACGACAUCGAGAAGUCGCUCUCCACCACGAACUUGGAAGAACUGGUGGCGCAAGCGGCCGCUAUCGACAACCCCCCGCUGCAGCUGAUGGCGAUCCAAACCGCGCGGAAGUUGCUGUCUUCAGACAGGAACCCCCCGAUCGACGCCCUCAUCUCCAGCGGGAUCCUGCCGGUCCUGGUGAUGUGUCUCGAACGGUAUGACGAGCCCUCGUUGCAGUUUGAGGCCGCCUGGGCGCUCACGAACAUCGCCUCGGGCACGUCCGCGCAGACCAACAGGGUGGUGCAAGCGGGGGCCGUGCCCCUCUUCCUGAAGCUGCUGCACUCGCCCCAGCAGAACGUCUGUGAACAGGCCGUUUGGGCCCUGGGGAAUAUCAUCGGCGAUGGGCCGCAGUUAAGAGACUAUGUUAUCGAGCUCGGUGUUGUUAAUCCACUUCUCUCGUUCAUUAAACCCGACGUUCCGAUUUCGUUCUUGAGGAACGUCACCUGGGUUAUUGUUAAUUUGUGUAGGAACAAGGAUCCCCCGCCGCCUAUACAGACUAUUAGGGAGUUGUUACCCGCCUUGAAUGCGCUUAUUCACCACACAGAUACCAAUAUUUUAGUCGACACGGUCUGGGCAUUAAGUUACCUCACCGACGGCGGCAACGAACAAAUUCAAAUGGUGAUCGACAGCGGCGUCGUGCCCAAACUCAUCCCUCUCCUCAGCCACAAGGAGGUGAAAGUGCAGACGGCGGCCCUCCGUGCCGUCGGAAACAUCGUCACCGGAACGGACGAGCAAACCCAGGUGGUCCUCAACUGCGACGCCUUGUCCCACUUCCCUGCCCUCCUCUCCCACUCCAAAGAGAAGAUCUGUAAAGAGGCCGUCUGGUUCCUGUCUAACAUCACCGCCGGUAACCAGAUGCAAGUCCAGGCCGUGAUUGACGCCGGCCUCCUGCCCAACAUCAUCAACAACCUCAGCAAGGGCGAUUUUCAAACGCAGAAAGAGGCGGCGUGGGCCAUCAGUAAUCUAACCAUUGGCGGAAACAAGGAACAGGUGGCCACACUGAUCCGCGAAGGGGUGAUUCCCCCGUUCUGCGACCUCCUCAGUUGUAAAGAUGCGCAAGUGAUUCAGGUCGUUUUGGACGGGAUUAACAACAUGCUGAAGAUGGCGGGAGCGGAGGUGGACCAGUUGUGUACCAUGAUUGAGGAGUGCAAUGGCUUAGAUAAAAUCGAAAUGUUGCAAAAUCAUGACAAUAUAGAAAUUUAUAAAAUUGCAUAUGACAUCAUCGAACAGUACUUUAGUGGUGAUGCGGAUGAUGAUGCAAACUUAGCACCGACCGCCGCUGAAACCGGAUUCCAAUUCGAUCCAAAUACCAACGUACCGAACGAGGGAUUCAAAUUCUGAUUCAUUUCUAUAUUGCUCAGAGUAACUAUUUUGAUCUAGCGCGUUUGCUUCCUUUCCUCCCUAAAUUCUUUUACGGUGGUUUAUGUACGCUCAUUUUAUACGGUUGUGUAAAUAUAGAAUUUUUUAUAAAUAAUUAUGCUCGUAAUUGCUUUAGGAUAUUUAUUUAAUUUAAACGGAAAAAUAUGUCACUGUAUUUUAGUUUUUAUUUUAUUUUGUACAUUUAAAUUAGGUAAAUAUCAACAUUAAUGUAAAAUUUUUAAAAUGACCGUACAUAAGAGACAAUCUGGGCAUGAUCUAAUAAAUCAAAAAACAGUAAGUCAUUAACGGGAUUUUAACAAUUGGACAUGUCAUGCGCAGAUUUGUAUAUUUUUAUGAUAUUAACAGUUUUUUGGUAAACAUCAUGCUAUAUACCUGCGUGUUUUUUAAGUUUACAACGUUUUUUUUUCGUUGUUUGUAGUCAUAUACAUAAUGUUUAUCGAAAAAGAACUAAAUAAAUUGAGAAUUUUAAUUGACUGGUCGCGUUUAAUUAAUAUGAUUAAGGCUAUUAUGUAAUUAAAAAGUAUAGUUUCGUGCUUACCAUUGUAUUAUGGUAGUUGGCAUCGUUUAAAUAUAAUUUAAAAUAAACAAAGUCGAAUCUUC
Molecule: messenger RNA, 2569 nt
Organism: Tribolium castaneum (red flour beetle)
Lineage: Eukaryota; Metazoa; Arthropoda; Insecta; Coleoptera; Tenebrionidae
Gene: Kap-alpha3
Product: karyopherin alpha3
Exons: 4
Coding region: 380-1930 (516 amino acids)
Biological process (GO): NLS-bearing protein import into nucleus
Cellular component (GO): cytoplasm; nucleus
Molecular function (GO): nuclear import signal receptor activity; protein binding
Source: RefSeq, a predicted model, not a curated record